Messenger RNA from Lactuca saligna, 579 nucleotides. The record is from the annotation of a GenBank genome assembly. Lineage: Eukaryota; Viridiplantae; Streptophyta; Magnoliopsida; Asterales; Asteraceae.
AUGGAACAAAAUCCAACGGUGUUAGCCAAGAAAGUUUGGAGCUUCAUUCGUGUGCCCUAUUUCAUGCUUCGAAAAGGGAUAUCCAAGAGAAAAUUGUUGUUGGACCUCAACAUGAUGAUUAAACGUGGCAAGAUCUCCGGAAAGGCCUUACACAACAGUAUUUUCCACCACCAUAACAACCGGGCGGCUUUCACCACCAACCACCGCUCCCACCACCUCUCUUUCACAUCUUCCCCGCCUGAUGAAUACGAGUUCAGCUGCACCAACAGCCCUACCAAUGGUGACGAUCACCCAUUCUCUCCAAUUUCACCUCGAAAGAAACAUCACUCCAACUGUAAACCGGCGGAGGAUCUUGAUACGAUGGCCGUCAAUGCUGUGCUUAAAGCCAUGGAGAUGAUUCACAGCGAGGCAGUGUCACCGGCGCUUCCUGGGUAUGGGAGGAGUCCGAUGGUUAGGCAGCUGAGGGUUACCGACUCUCCGUUUCCGUUGAGUGGUGUGGAUGAGGACAACCAUGUAGAUGAGGCGGCGGAGCAGUUCAUAAGUCGGUUCUAUAACGACUUAAGGCAGCAGUCGUCGUGA